Ostertagia ostertagi is the source of this 309-nucleotide messenger RNA. The record is from the annotation of a GenBank genome assembly. Lineage: Eukaryota; Metazoa; Nematoda; Chromadorea; Rhabditida; Trichostrongylidae.
GUGUACCGUGAUCUUAAACCUGAAAAUCUGCUACUCUCUAAAACGGGCCAUGUCAAGAUAGCUGACUUUGGACUUGCCAAACUUCUCAGGGGAAAGACAUAUACUAUAUGUGGAACUGCUGAAUACAUUGCACCUGAAGUGAUAAUGAAGAAAGGUUACGGCAUCGCUGUAGAUUGGUGGUCCUUAGGCGUUUUGAUUUUCGAACUUCUCCACGGUCAGCCGCCAUUCUAUGGAGAUAGCACGGAUGAGGUAUUUGAAGCCAUACGGCAAGGCGACAUCUCAUUUCCCGACGACUUGGAUGUUUCCGCU